Messenger RNA from Erinaceus europaeus (western European hedgehog), 1829 nucleotides. RefSeq names its product hibernation-specific plasma protein HP-55-like. Lineage: Eukaryota; Metazoa; Chordata; Mammalia; Eulipotyphla; Erinaceidae. Gene Ontology annotation, biological process: negative regulation of endopeptidase activity. Bases 260 to 1513 code for a protein of 417 amino acids. The record is from RefSeq and is a predicted model, not a curated record. Gene Ontology annotation, molecular function: serine-type endopeptidase inhibitor activity. The transcript is spliced from 5 exons.
GCUCCCUUUGCAACUGCCGCCCUCCCCCAGCACCUCUCCUGCGUUCAGCACCCACCUGAGUCCUCACCCCGCAUGGGGAUGGGGCGGCACUUGAACUCAGGCGCCCUGGCUGCAGAGCGCCGCCCGCGCCCUUGAAAGCCCAGAGUGUAUGGCUGGGUGACGGUGGCACCUGUCUGGCUGGGUGGCGGUGGGUGAGGGUGGGUGGCGGUGGGUGGCGGCGGGUGGCGGUGGGUGCCCGUGGGGCCCUGUGCGGGCCGGGAUGGAACCCCCCGCCCUGCUGCUCUGGCUGCUGGUGUCGCGGCUCGGGGCUCGGACCUGCGGCCAGGGGGUGGCUGCGUCCCGGCCGCGGUCGGCCCCGUUCCUCAACAACUCGCUCUUCGCGGGCGCGCUGUACCGGCACCUGCAGGCGCGCACCCCGGGGCACAACGUGCUCUUCUCGCCGCUGGGCGCCGCGCUGCCGCUCACGCUGCUGGGCCUGCUGGCCGCCCCCGAGCCUCGCGCGCAGCUGCUGCGGGGCCUGGGCUGGGUGCGCGUCGGGGCGCCCAUGGGAGACGCGGACCUGGCGACCUACUCGCGGCCCCUGCACGCCCUGCUGGCCCCCGGCUGCGGCCCCCAGACCCGCACCCGCACCCGCAGCGCGCUCUUCGUGGACCAGCGGCGCUUCCUGCGGCCGCACUUCGUGCAGGUGGCGGCCUCGCUCUUCCUCAUGGACGUGGUGCCCGUGUCGCUGAGCGGCUACGACGCGGCCCGCGGCCAGGUGGGCGCCUACCUGAGCGAGCGGCCCUACGGCGGCCUGGGCCUGAGCGUCCGCAUGCUGAUCCGCGCCGUGAGCCCCGACUGGGCCUUCCACCUGGCCAACUACGCCGCCUUCGCAGGCAAAUGGCAGUUCCUCUUUAACUCGAGCCACACGGAGAGCCACCCCUUCUGGCUGACAGAGGAGUCCAUGGUAAUGGUGCCCACCAUGCAGCGCCUGGGCGACUUCCAGAUCAAACGCGACCAGCACCUGCACAGCCACAUCCUCCGCCUGCCCUUCAGCUGUGGCGCCUUUGCCAUCUUCAUCCUCCCCGACUCGGGCCACUUCAAGGAGGCGGAGCUGGCGGUGAUGGCGGACCCUCUGAGCAUGUCCACUCAGUCCCUUCCCAGGAGCAGGUACAGGCUGUUUCUCCCAAAGUUCUCCCUCAACGGCACCGCCCAGAUGGACCAGCUGUUGCCCGCAGUGGGCAUCUCGGAGAUCUUCAGGCACAGGAUGGGUAUCAGAGGCAUAUCCGUGCAGACGUCCCCCAUGAGGCUCUUCAAGGUGGCGCAUGGGGCAGGCCUGGCCAUCGAGGAGGACGGAGUGCAAGUGGAGGACUUGAGCUACUUGGAGAACCAGGCUGGGCUCUCUUUCCCACUGAUCCAUUUCAACAGGCCCUUCCUGGUGAUGGUCCUGGAAGAAACCAACACCAAUGUUCUCUUCCUGGGGAAAUUGAUGAACCCCCUUGUAGGGACAGCCAGCUGGGAGCAGAGCACGUGACUCCUCCCGCCACCACCACCCUCCUCCCUGUGGGGUUCCUGCCCUGGCAGACCUGGGCCCACAGAGGUGGACCUGUGCCCUAUGCCAUUAGCCUCAUUUCACAGGUCAGCGAACUGAGUCCAGAUGCCAGGGCUCACCGCCCCACUGCCCACCUGUCCUGGAAGCAGCCAGAGACCCCAGUGGCUCUCCCGACCUCCUGCUGACUGCCUUGUCUCUGUAGGGUUUGGGACAGCUCUCUCUGCUCCUGGCUCUCACAGCCUUUCCAGAGUCCACUGGUUUGUAUCCUUCCCAGAAUAAAGUUGCAGUGGUGACUUGA